AUGAGUAGAAGUGCAUGUAGUCUUCCACUUCCAAAUGGUAAAUUUUAUCUAGUUGAUUGUGGUUACCCAAAUAGGCUACAAUUCUUGGCUCCCUAUCGGGGUACGAUGUACCACCUUAAAGAGUUUGGCCCAGCUAACAACCGUCAGCGACCACGCAAUGCUCAAGAGCUAUUCAACCAUCGACAUGCAUCACUUAGAAAUUGUAUUGAACGUAUUUUUGGUAUUUUUAAGUCUAGGUUUACAAUUUUUAAGUCUCAACGUCCAGGUUUUCCAUAUGAGACACAAAAAAGUAUGAUCCGGGCAUGUAUCGGUCUGCAUAAUUUUCUGAGGAUGGAGAACUCUAACGAUGACUUUGAAGUUUCUGAUCUUCCUCCAGAGGCACCACGCAAUGUUGCUCCGAUUGAUGGUGAUUCUGAUGAGGACGAUGACCUACAAACUCAACAAGCACAACGGACAGCUGCAUCACGUUAG
Asparagus officinalis (garden asparagus) is the source of this 471-nucleotide messenger RNA. RefSeq lists its product as uncharacterized. Lineage: Eukaryota; Viridiplantae; Streptophyta; Magnoliopsida; Asparagales; Asparagaceae. Bases 1 to 471 code for a protein of 156 amino acids. The record is from RefSeq and is a predicted model, not a curated record. The transcript is spliced from 2 exons.